Messenger RNA from Copidosoma floridanum, 3502 nucleotides. RefSeq names its product serine/threonine-protein phosphatase regulatory subunit widerborst (gene wdb). Gene Ontology annotation, cellular component: nucleus; cytosol; protein phosphatase type 2A complex. Gene Ontology annotation, biological process: protein dephosphorylation; signal transduction. The record is from RefSeq and is a predicted model, not a curated record. NCBI's taxonomy places the organism in Eukaryota, Metazoa, Arthropoda, Insecta, Hymenoptera, Encyrtidae. Gene Ontology annotation, molecular function: protein phosphatase activator activity.
UUCAGAGCAACAGCAGACGGCAGAGGAGCAGUGUGUGUGCACACGUUAUAUAUACCUAAACCUGAAACCUAGGUUGAUUACCUCAGAGGAAAAACGACACGUGCGCGCAAAACUGGAAAAUCGUCAAAGGACGCGCACGUAUUACCUCUUUCUCUUCCUCUCGCUCAAACCCUCGUUGACUCGUUCCCCGAAUCCCCGCAGCUCCUAUAGGCACACAUCACAAUAAGUACAGCGGCCACAAUACUGCUCUUUUUUUUCGGGCUAACCACCUAAAUCAUCUACAGGUACAAAAUCUCGGGUCUUGAAAACAUCGUGCUUCAUCAUCAUCUGCAGUGCUGUCUGGCUAUUUUUUGUCUCCUCUUCUGCUCAGCAGCAACGGAGAGAGACUUGUGCAGGGUGACGACGACGACGACGACGACGAUUUAGCAGCUCCAUAACCUAUGAAGACGAGAUUGUCGUAGCCGCCCGGUCAUCAGUGUAGGCGUAUAUGCAUUUGUGCGCGUAUAUUUGCGUAUAGCAACAGUGUAUCAUACAGCAAAGACCAACCGGGAAGUCUAGGGUAUACUGCAGCGUGGAGGAACGACCGUAGCAGAGAGGCAAUAGCAGAAGAGACCAAGCCGAAGAAUACGGAAAAAAAAGAGCAGAGAGAGAGCGAGUGUGUGAUAUACAUAUAUGCGUUGCACAGCGCCACACGGGUUACGGUGAACGUUACGACGACGCCGGGGAGGACGACAGACGGCGGGGACCGCCCGUACAUACUUUCAUUACCUAUAUACAAUCUAUACUUACGUUCUUACGUACUGACAUGGUGGAAUAAGAAUAUAUAAGCACCGAUGCUUGCUGUCUGCAUACCAACGCAUAACAAGUAUACAAGCGUACUCCAAAAUACGUUCUGUCGAGGAACAUCGUAGCUACUUUAUAUAGAGCAUUGCGAGCGAGAUAGAAAGAGGGUACGCUCUGCGUGAACGUGAAGACACUGAAGACACACGGACGAAAGAAAGGACACACACGCGCGCGCAGCACACGUACUACGACGACAGCAUCAUCUACCCCUGGGGCUGGCUGCUUCAGUAGCAGUCCCGAGGCUCUGUUUGUUGAGGAGUCACCACCGCGUGCAAGCUGAUGAGCCCACGUUGAGCAACUGUCUCUGGAAAAUUAGCAAAAGAGGACGAGAAGGUGGAAUAAGUAGUGACGACGGCGACGGCGAUGAUGACGACGAUGACGGCGACGAGAGUGGUGUAGUGUGUUGUGGUGUAACGGAGGAGUUACUUAUAAAAAAAAAAAAAAAAAAAAAAAAAAAAAAAGACGGCGAGGGGUAUCCGGCCGUACACGUCGCCGCAGACAACGCCUCUUUUCUCCGUGCUUGUGUGUACACAAGGAGAAUUGUCACCGUAGCUUUGACUCCGAGAGUCGACUACGGUCGACAGUCCCCCUACGGAGUAUCCACACACACGCGUCUGCAGAGGGUGGAGAGUUGCGUACAGCUGGUGGGACGGCGUACGGCUCACUUGUUUGCACCUGGAUAUCACUAAAGUGUGUACCAGUACCAGUAGCAGCAGCAAAUUUCGUCAGUACAGUGCCGAGGCAGCAGCUUUAAUUAGUUUUGAAAAGUGUAGUUACAUUUAAGAAUUUGUGUUUUUUCUAACAGAGAGAAGAAAGAGCAGCUACAGCCGAAGAAACAUAGGUUAAAGCCACAACACUUCAGUGUCACAUGUAAGGAAGAGUUAAAAAUUUUUAGUAUAGUGCAUCAAGUCUCUGUAGAGGAUAAAAAAAGUGUGUUUGUUGUAUGUUGUACAAGUGCUUUGGUUCUACCGUUCUGUUGUUAGUGUUUAGUGCAAAAUUGAUUUACACAUAGCAUAUCAUUUGCAUCUGCAAGUCUCCACUCUCCACUGAGAAAUAUCAGCUCCACAGCAGCUGCCACACAAGUUAGCCAGGGAUGUGUUGCUCGAUGGUUAUUAGCUAACACAGUCUCAACAUCAGGGAGAGGCACAUUCAGAGCAGUAUUGUUGUCAAACCAGACAAUCAUUUAGGAUCCACGGUGCCUCCAGUCCAAGUGAUUUCGCCAUGUCAUCAGCUACCUUUGUGGAUCGAAUAGAUCCUUUUGCCAAGCGCUCCCUCAAGAAGAAAUCCAAAAAAUCUCAGGGUGCCUCCAGGUACCGCAACUCUCAAGAAGUGGAGCUACAACAGCUUCCCCUGCUUAAAGAUGUUAAUCCGUCGGAGCAGGAGGAACUGUUUAUCCGAAAGCUCCGGCAAUGCUGCGUGGCCUUCGACUUUUUGGAUCCGGUCGCGGAUCUCAAGGACAAGGAAAUCAAACGCAGCACCCUCAACGAGCUCGUCGAGUACAUUACCACGGGUCGGGGGGUACUCACCGAAGCCGUCUAUCCCGAAAUCAUCAAGAUGUUGCUAGAUUUGUUCGACUCGGAAGAUCCUCGGGAAAGAGACUUUUUGAAAACUGUCUUGCAUCGCAUCUACGGGAAGUUCCUUGGUCUUCGAGCCUUCAUACGCAAACAAAUCAAUAACAUAUUCCUCAGGUUUGUGUACGAAACGGAGCACUUCAACGGGGUUGGCGAACUGCUGGAGAUCCUGGGCAGCAUUAUUAAUGGAUUCGCUCUGCCUCUCAAAGUCGAACACAAGCAGUUUUUGGUCAAGGUGCUGUUACCACUACACAAAGUUAAGUGCUUGUCGUUGUAUCACGCUCAAUUGGCUUACUGUGUGGUACAAUUUCUCGAGAAAGAUGCUACUCUGACGGAACCUGUCGUGCGAGGACUCUUGAAAUUUUGGCCUAAGACAUGCAGUCAGAAGGAGGUCAUGUUUCUGGGCGAGAUAGAAGAGAUUCUGGACGUAAUAGAACCUAGCCAAUUCGUCAAAAUUCAGGAACCCCUGUUCAGGCAAAUCGCGCGCUGCGUCUCGUCUCCGCACUUUCAGGUCGCCGAAAGAGCACUGUACUACUGGAAUAACGAGUACAUAAUGUCGCUGAUCGAGGAAAAUAACCAUGUUAUUAUGGGAAUAAUGUUCCCAGCACUGUAUAGAAUAAGCAAGGAGCAUUGGAAUCAGACGAUCGUGGCGCUUGUUUAUAAUGUUCUUAAAACAUUCAUGGAGAUGAAUAGCAAGCUCUUUGAUGAGCUUACUGCCAGUUAUAAGUCUGAAAGGCAAAAAGAAAAGAAAAAGGAGAAAGAGAGGGAAGAACUGUGGAAGAGACUGAACGAACUAGAGGUUGAACGACGCCAAGUUCUCACAACAACGUUGUCAAACCCAACUACUAAUGCAAACACGAAUAUGAAUACCACUACCAAUACAAACGCAAAUACAACCACGAAUAUGAACACGAGUGCAAAUGCAAAUGCGACUUCAAAUACAAACACUCCAGUUCCUGCCUCAACUGCACCCACGACGACGCGUGCUCGCCCAUGAGCUGGUGGACUCACUACCACGCUGCCCAACUGUUAGUCCUUAGUUUACGUCAGUUGUCCAUUACAAUAAAUGCAUAAAAUUAAGAAAAAAA